This is a messenger RNA of Peromyscus eremicus (cactus mouse), 2691 nucleotides long. Its product is annotated as zinc fingers and homeoboxes protein 3-like. Gene Ontology annotation, molecular function: DNA-binding transcription factor activity, RNA polymerase II-specific; DNA binding. NCBI's taxonomy places the organism in Eukaryota, Metazoa, Chordata, Mammalia, Rodentia, Cricetidae. Gene Ontology annotation, biological process: regulation of DNA-templated transcription. The record is from RefSeq and is a predicted model, not a curated record.
CGCCAAAGGACUGUUUGGAAAGCCGGGCAGCAGGACGCCCUGCUGGCAGCUUUCGCGGAGAACCCUUACCCAAGUUUCAGGGCCAGGCAGGACCUGGCCAGGGAACUGGGGCUGCCUGAGUCCCGCAUCCGCGUGUGGUUCCAGAACCGCCGAAAUCGCACCAGGGAGGGGCGGGGCCUCCAAGGCCCCGAGGGGUCGGCGGGACCAAGCGGGCUAGCGUCCCCUCAGCAACGACCCAAAGGGCCUGGUGCCAGGGCACGAGGUGGAAGAAGCAGACCCGCAGAGCGACGCACCAGGCGUCGCACUCGACUCAGCCCGGCACAGUUGAGGAUCCUGCUCCAGGCAUAUGAGGACGAAGCAAGCCCGAAAUAUGGUGCCAUGGUGAAGCUCGCCCAAGAGACCGGUUUGCCUGAGGACACCAUCUCCAUCUGGUUCCAAAACCGGAGACGCCAAAGGACUGUUUGGAAAGCCGGGCAGCAGGACGCCCUGCUGGCAGCUUUCGCGGAGAACCCUUACCCAAGUUUCAGGGCCAGGCAGGACCUGGCCAGGGAACUGGGGCUGCCUGAGUCCCGCAUCCGCGUGUGGUUCCAGAACCGCCGAAAUCGCACCAGGGAGGGGCGGGGCCUCCAAGGCCCCGAGGGGUCGGCGGGACCAAGCGGGCUAGCGUCCCCUCAGCAACGACCCAAAGGGCCUGGUGCCAGGGCACGAGGUGGAAGAAGCAGACCCGCAGAGCGACGCACCAGGCGUCGCACUCGACUCAGCCCGGCACAGUUGAGGAUCCUGCUCCAGGCAUAUGAGGACGAAGCAAGCCCGAAAUAUGGUGCCAUGGUGAAGCUCGCCCAAGAGACCGGUUUGCCUGAGGACACCAUCUCCAUCUGGUUCCCAAACCGGAGACGCCAAAGGACUGUUUGGAAAGCCGGGCAGCAGGACGCCCUGCUGGCAGCUUUCGCGGAGAACCCUUACCCAAGUUUCAGGGCCAGGCAGGACCUGGCCAGGGAACUGGGGCUGCCUGAGUCCCGCAUCCGCGUGUGGUUCCAGAACCGCCGAAAUCGCACCAGGGAGGGGCGGGGCCUCCAAGGCCCCGAGGGGUCGGCGGGACCAAGCGGGCUAGCGUCCCCUCAGCAACGACCCAAAGGGCCUGGUGCCAGGGCACGAGGUGGAAGAAGCAGACCCGCAGAGCGACGCACCAGGCGUCGCACUCGACUCAGCCCGGCACAGUUGAGGAUCCUGCUCCAGGCAUAUGAGGACGAAGCAAGCCCGAAAUAUGGUGCCAUGGUGAAGCUCGCCCAAGAGACCGGUUUGCCUGAGGACACCAUCUCCAUCUGGUUCCCAAACCGGAGACGCCAAAGGACUGUUUGGAAAGCCGGGCAGCAGGACGCCCUGCUGGCAGCUUUCGCGGAGAACCCUUACCCAAGUUUCAGGGCCAGGCAGGACCUGGCCAGGGAACUGGGGCUGCCUGAGUCCCGCAUCCGCGUGUGGUUCCAGAACCGCCGAAAUCGCACCAGGGAGGGGCGGGGCCUCCAAGGCCCCGAGGGGUCGGCGGGACCAAGCGGGCUAGCGUCCCCUCAGCAACGACCCAAAGGGCCUGGUGCCAGGGCACGAGGUGGAAGAAGCAGACCCGCAGAGCGACGCACCAGGCGUCGCACUCGACUCAGCCCGGCACAGUUGAGGAUCCUGCUCCAGGCAUAUGAGGACAAAGCAAGCCCGAAAUAUGGUGCCAUGGUGAAGCUCGCCCAAGAGACCGGUUUGCCUGAGGACACCAUCUCCAUCUGGUUCCCAAACCGGAGACGCCAAAGGACUGUUUGGAAAGCCGGGCAGCAGGACGCCCUGCUGGCAGCUUUCGCGGAGAACCCUUACCCAAGUUUCAGGGCCAGGCAGGACCUGGCCAGGGAACUGGGGCUGCCUGAGUCCCGCAUCCGCGUGUGGUUCCAGAACCGCCGAAAUCGCACCAGGGAGGGGCGGGGCCUCCAAGGCCCCGAGGGGUCGGCGGGACCAAGCGGGCUAGCGUCCCCUCAGCAACGACCCAAAGGGCCUGGUGCCAGGGCACGAGGUGGAAGAAGCAGACCCGCAGAGCGACGCACCAGGCGUCGCACUCGACUCAGCCCGGCACAGUUGAGGAUCCUGCUCCAGGCAUAUGAGGACAAAGCAAGCCCGAAAUAUGGUGCCAUGGUGAAGCUCGCCCAAGAGACCGGUUUGCCUGAGGACACCAUCUCCAUCUGGUUCCAAAACCGGAGACGCCAAAGGACUGUUUGGAAAGCCGGGCAGCAGGACGCCCUGCUGGCAGCUUUCGCGGAGAACCCUUACCCAAGUUUCAGGGCCAGGCAGGAUCUCGCCAGGGAACUGGGGCUGCCUGAGUCCUGCAUCCGCGUGUGGUUCCAGAACCGCUGAAAUCGCACCAGGGAGGUGCGAGGCCUCCAAGGCCCCGAGGGGUCGGCGGGACCAAGCGGGCUAGCGUCCCCUCAGCAGCGACCCAAAGGCCGUGCCAGGGCACGAGGUGGAAGAAGCAGACCCGCGGAGCAACGCACCAGGCGUCGCACUCGACUCAGCCCGGCACAGUUGAGGAUCCUGCUCCAGGCAUAUGAGGACGAAGCAAGCCCGAAAUAUGGUGCCAUGGUGAAGCUCGCCCAAGAGACCGGUUUGUCUGAAGACACCAUCUCCAUCUGGCUCCAAAACCGGAGAACUCAGCUCUGA